AUGCCUUCCGCUUCCCCCUCUCCCAUCAAACGGCCGUCGUUGAACGAACGAACCUCCUCUACACAUUCUCUGUCUUCCUCGAGCAGACAGGCAACCGGCCACAAAGCCCAUCGCUCCCACGUGGCCAGCCGACAUUCAAGAAACGUCUCCCAUGGAAAGGGACUGAGUAAAUUGGGCAAAGUUCACUCGACGACCAACGUCUCCACCGAUUACCACCAUCAACGGAAAAAGUCUGGGGGCCCUUCGCCUCCUCACAGUCCCAAAGUACCCCUUGUAAAGCGCAAUAGCUCGAAUGUCACUCUGCCGAAGAAUACAUCUCACGGGAACCUGCGCAAGAAUCAUUCAGCAAAUACCCUAAUACGGAAUGUUUCUCACCCGGCGUUGAAGAAGACUGGACUUGCUCCGGCGCCGAAACCAAAGAACAAGGAGAAGAAAGAUGGUGUUUUCCAACUUGGGGACCGGUCGUCAGACGACGAAGAGGAGGGAGAGUGGGAGGAUUCGACCACUCAGUCUCCAGAAAUUACACGUAACAAUUCAAAGACCUCUACGCCGAGGGUUAGCACUCCCAAUGGCGAACAGAUUCCCAGAAAACUUCCGGAAUCGGGUAUGGACCACCCAGACGAGACUCCGUCGCCGUCAAAUCCCUCGCUAAAGAAUCACACUCGAUCGGUUCCUAAUCUGAGGAAAGAGUCCAGUAUGUCACCGUCACAGAUCCCGCCCGAUCCCGCCCUGCUUCACCAGUACCCUCGAGCAUCUCGUGCACCGCCAGCGAUGUCUACAGUCUCUGCGCAUGUGACACCGGGCCAGCUGAUCCGUAGCGAGUCAUCCCGGUCCUUCAGUCAUAUCUCGCAUGUCGAAGCCGCAUCGAUGAAUGUGACUCCUACUACGCCUGGUCUUGCGGCUGGUCCUGUUCCAGCGUCUUCGUCAGUAGAGGGUGGUGUUUCACAUUUUCUACCGAUGGAAACUCCGAGUUCCUCACUCCGACCUAUGGGUGACGGAUCAGACGACGAUUCGCCUUCGAAUUUCCUGUCCAACUACAAGCCUCAGCCGCCGGAGUCGCCCGGGAAGACGAAAACUCUGCACAAGGCGCGGACACUCCAGAACCCGUCGAGAACGCAGCAGAAACUCGAGCUUCAGAGGAGAGAAAUUAUGCGUGCGGGUGCCGCAACACCAACCACUCCACCACCAACUGGUAUGGGUCUCAAUCUAGGCUCUUCAACAUCCUUACACAGCCGGACAGGGUCCAAAAAUCGAAAUCGAUCUCUGGCGGGAGGCCGAACUUUGACAGGAGACAUCAAAGCUCUGAAGCAGGAUUAUGAAAAUGCCAUCAAGCAGUUGACCGUGGUGGGGAGAUUCCGAAAUCCAAUUGUUGAAAGCAUGAACAGACUCAAGGAGAACAAUGUACUCCCGCCAGAUAUUGGGGUGAUCUCCCCGAGUGGUGCUUUUUCUAAAAGCAGGCCACAGAGUCGGCGUGGACCAAGUUCAUUUGCUGUCAAUGGGCAAGCCAAGGCUAGUGUAAGUCGAAGUUUCGAAGACAAGAAGCCGUCUCCUCUAGUGUCCCGAUCUUGCAGUAGAGGGCGAGGUGGACGAGUACACUUCCAGCGGCAGAGUAGCCAUGACGAUAUCGAAGUGACUCCGAGUCAAGGCAGUCCGGAUGGAGUUCAGGAUGAUGAACAGGAUGGGCUCUCUCCCGAAGAGGCAUUGAUGCGGCGGAUUUGGGAAUCACGAGAAGUGCUUGAUGCUGGUGAGCCUACAUCAGCACGGUGA
Messenger RNA from Rhinocladiella mackenziei CBS 650.93, 1767 nucleotides. RefSeq lists its product as uncharacterized. Bases 1 to 1767 code for a protein of 588 amino acids. The record is from RefSeq and is a predicted model, not a curated record. The transcript has a single exon. Gene Ontology annotation, cellular component: fungal-type vacuole membrane; TORC1 complex. Lineage: Eukaryota; Fungi; Ascomycota; Eurotiomycetes; Chaetothyriales; Herpotrichiellaceae.